AUGAUUCCACUGGUAUGGUUUCUGCUGGUAACAGCCCUCCUUCCUGUGGGCUUUGUCUCCGCCAAGCCGGAAUAUGGCGUUGGCUUCGAGCUGACCCUUGACUAUGGUGUUGCAAGUAUUCAAUUCCCUAAUGGCUCCCAUGUGGAGGUCGCCAAGAUUGAAGGCAAUCCCACCUACAAGCAACGAAUGCGUACAGCGGAUGUCCAGAAGGACUAUGCUUACAUUGCCCCCGACGCCCAGACCACAGUGGGCUGGCCAUCAUUUCGCGACUACUUGCCACUUUGGCUCGGUGGUCACAAUCACUCCCAUGAAUCCCUUUCGGGGAUGCUCAAGUCAUUAAAGAUAGCCGUCGAGUCUUAUCUAGAGGCCCCGGUGCCAACAGCUGAAAUCACCGUCCCAUUCCCAAUCUCUGACACUUUCUUUGAUACCCUUCGCUCCACCGCCAAGUUCAUAUCUAUGUCCAUCCCUGCAGCUCCUGCAACCCCCGCUGGCAUAUUAGUAGCACUCCAUGUAUAUGGCAUUGGCCCCGGAAAGUGUGGCUACCCUCCAGACCAGAAAGACCCGGCACAGGCGUUCCUUAGUGUGGAGUAUACACGUUCCGCUUUGACCGCCCUAUUGAUUUUCGAAGAGUGUGGAGUAUAUGAAGAUUUGCGAGUAUUACAUGAAACCCAGCUUGGGUCGCAAGGAUCACCCCAGGAUUGUCGGGCCAAGCUCACAAGAGCGCUUCGAGACAUCGUCGAGAUGCCCAUCGAAUACAACGGCGAGAUGCUCAAGUCACUCAGCAACGUGGUCUUGUUAGGUGAAUCAUCACAGGACCAUCUUCUACACGACGUACUCGAAGAUGUUUUGCGCAAGCAACAGCAGUUUGGCAUCAAUACUGUGGUCGUCGAUAAACACAAGGAACUGGUUAACCCGGUGUUUGCUGCAUCAGUGGGUGCUGCACGGCUAAAUUUGAUUAGAUCAAAUUUCGACCGCGAUGAAAUAUAA
Molecule: messenger RNA, 987 nt
Organism: Penicillium daleae
Lineage: Eukaryota; Fungi; Ascomycota; Eurotiomycetes; Eurotiales; Aspergillaceae
Exons: 2
Coding region: 1-987 (328 amino acids)
Source: RefSeq, a predicted model, not a curated record